UGCUCAUCGAUGGCGUGGACACGUCCGCCAUGACGCGCGAUCAGCUGGAGGCGUUCUCGCUGCGCCUCAAGGCCGAGAUGGACCGGGAGCGCGAGGAGCGCAACUACUUCCAGUUGGAGCGCGACAAGAUACGCACCUUCUGGGAGAUCACGCGCCAGCAGCUGGAGGAGGCCAAGUUCGAGCUGCAGCAGAAGGACAAGGAGAUCGAGGCCACCCAGGAUCUGGCGGACAUCGAUACCAAGCACAUCAUGCAGCAGAUGAAGCAUCUGCAGUUCGAGAACCACAGCAAGCUGGGCGAGGUGCGCGCCGAGGCGAUGACCCAGCUGAAGGUCGCCCAGGAGCACCAUGUGCAACAGGAGCUGGAGCUGCAGAUGGACAAGCGUCAGCUGCGCCGCGUCGUGCGCGAACGCACCGAGAUGAGCGACAUGCAGCAUCGCCAGCUGGAGUUGCACUUCAACCAGCAGCUGCUAGAGCAGCGUCUGCAGUUUGAGAGCGAGCGCAAGGACAACGAUCGCCUGCACGACGAGAAGAUGCGGGAGCAGCGCAACAAGCUCGAGCUGUUCUUCAACGCGCAGAUGUUCGAGGUGGAGGAGCGCAAGAAUCAGCAGAUCAAGGACCUGCAGGACCAUCACGAUCUGGCAUUCAACGACAUGAAGAACUAUUAUAACGACAUCACAUUGAACAACCUGGCCCUGAUUGGCAGCAUGAAGGAGCAAAUCGAGCAGCUGCGCCGCCAGACCGAUCGCAGCGAUCGCAUCGCCGCCGAGGCAAGCAGUGAGAGUCGCCGGCUCAAGGAGCCGCUGGAGCACGCCAAGACCCAUCUGAAGGAGCUGCAGCGCAAGCUGGAGUUCUACGAGCGCGACAAGCUGCAGCUGGCCCGCCUCAAAAAGAGCAACGUCAUACUGGAGAAGAAGGUGAAGAACCUGAUGUGGGAGUCGGAGACGCUGCUGCUGCGCAACGAUGCUCUGGUCAACGAGCGGGCCAAUCUGAAGGCGCGCUUCAACGAGGUCAUCGUCGAGCUACAGCAGAAGACGGGCCUGAAGAACGUGCUGCUCGAGCGCAAGAUUGCGGCUCUGCUGCGCGAGGACGAGAAGCGCAGGAUCAUUCUGCGCAGGACGAUCGCCGCCUGCGCCGACGACUCCCCCGGUAAGCUGGAGAACGUGGAGAAGACCGUCAGCGAUGUGAUCGACGCCAAGAAUCAGACCAUCAUCGAUCUGCGCUACGAGGUGGCCAAGGCCUGGAAGGCCCACGACGAUCUGCUCGAGACCUACGAGUGCAAGCUCAAGCAAUACGGCAUCCCAACCGACGAGCUCGGCUUCGAGCCAGUACGCGAACGGGCCACCAAGCAGCUCUACAUCUGCGGACCCGCCGGCAUUGUCACCGAGAACAAGUAAAUGCCGAGACACGCCCACCAGCCC
Drosophila navojoa is the source of this 1418-nucleotide messenger RNA. It is a transcript of the gene Gas8, whose product is annotated as Growth arrest specific protein 8. Gene Ontology annotation, cellular component: Golgi apparatus; motile cilium; microtubule. Gene Ontology annotation, molecular function: small GTPase binding; microtubule binding. Lineage: Eukaryota; Metazoa; Arthropoda; Insecta; Diptera; Drosophilidae. Gene Ontology annotation, biological process: cell motility. The record is from RefSeq and is a predicted model, not a curated record.